AUGCUCUCUUUGACACUUUUCUUGUCUUCUAUUGCCGCUUUAGCUGUUUCAUAUCCAGCAUAUGAUCAGCAGCAGCAGUAUGGAAAUGGAUAUUACGAUCAACAAUAUUCUAUGCAAUCUUCCUAUUAUCCUUCGUCCAGUCAGAGAAGAUAUCAAAAUGGAUAUCAGAGCUAUCCGGGUAUGCAAGGAAGCUAUCAAGAUUAUCAAGGUAAUCAAGGAGGAUAUCUAGGAAGAUACCAAGGUGGUUACCAAGGAUACCAGGGAUAUCAAGGAGAUCAAGGAUACCAGGGAUAUCAAGGAGAUCAAGGAUACCAAAGAAGUCAGGGAAGUCAAAUGGGCUACCCGAGCAGAUAUAGAGGAUCCGAUUCUUCUUUUUAUUCUCCAUUCAUGGAUCUGACUAACUACUAUGGCUCGCAAGGAGUUCCGCAGUACUAUGGAUAUCCAUCUUCCGCUUCGUACCAAAUGACCCCAUACUACCAAAACCAGAAUCAAUAUCAGUACAACAUGCAAGAACAACAACAACAAUACAAUACUCCAUCUCAAUCCUCGUGGUCCCCGAUGUAUUAUGGAAAUGGAAAUGGAUAUCAACAAUCCCAACUAUCUUCCCAAGAGUCUUCCAUGAGAAUUCGUCCAUUCCAAAGCACUUGGGGGCAAACUCAACGGACCAACAACUGGGGAAAUCCUUAUCAAUUCACCAAAGUGAAUGCUCAGGUUACUGAUGAGAAUGUGGAAGGAUCUGGAAUGGACUCUUCAGAACAAACAUCGAGUCCCGUUAGCACUGACGACUCUCAGAUGAUCACCAGCGAUGAUUAG
Messenger RNA from Caenorhabditis briggsae, 813 nucleotides. The record is from RefSeq and is a predicted model, not a curated record. NCBI's taxonomy places the organism in Eukaryota, Metazoa, Nematoda, Chromadorea, Rhabditida, Rhabditidae. The transcript has 3 exons. Bases 1 to 813 code for a protein of 270 amino acids.